AUGCCAGGCACCAAAAAGUCAAAAGCGACCCUUGAUACUGCAGAGACUCUAUCUGCAGGCUCCGCAUCCUCGGACGAGUCCGAUUACCUGGACAAUGCAGCAGCCCGCAAGCGACGUCGAACGAAAGACAACAACUCGAGCGACGAGGAAGAGGACGGCGGCGUCCAGGUCGAGAGCGACGAGGACGGGCAAGAUGGUCCCAAACAAGCCAUGAAGCCUAUACUCGCUUCAUUUGCGGCACCAUCCCGUAUCAAGAAGAAGGGUGCAGCCACUGCGCCGGCGGCCAAGCCAGCUGUCGAGGCCGUCCAGACCCAGGUUCUGGCGCCCACCGAUCCCAACACCACGUUCGCGGCCCUCGGCGUCCGACCGUGGCUCGUGCAGUCGCUCGCCAACAUGGCCAUCCGGCGGCCGACGGGCAUCCAAAAGGGCUGCGUGCCGGAAAUUCUCCGCGGACGGGACUGCAUUGGUGGCAGCCGGACGGGUUCCGGCAAGACGGUCGCCUUUGCGGUGCCGAUGCUGCAGAAGUGGGCAGAGGAUCCGUCAGCCGUGUUUGGCGUGGUGCUGACGCCGACGCGCGAGCUGGCGCUGCAAAUAUACGAGCAGUUCCGCGCCGUCGCCGCGCCGCAGAGCCUCAAGGUGGUGCUCAUCACGGGCGGCGCCGACAUGCGGCCGCAGGCCAUUGCGCUCAAGCAGCGGCCGCACAUCAUCAUCGCGACGCCGGGUCGACUCGCGGACCACGUGCGCACGUCGGGCGAGGACACCGUCUGCGGUCUGCGACGCGUGCGCUUCAUCGUCUUGGAUGAGGCGGACCGGCUGCUGCACGCGGCGGGGCCCGGGAGCAUGCUGCCCGACGUCGAGGAGUGCCUGUCGGUGCUGCCGCCGCCGACGGAGCGCCAGACGCUGCUCUUCACCGCGACCAUGACGCCCGAGGUCCGCGCGCUCGAGGCCAUGCCGCGGAAGCCGGGCAAGCAGCCCGUGUUUGUGUGCGAGGUGGACACGCAGACGCUCGCGGUGCCGGCGACGCUUAGCCAGUACCACCUCCAGGUCCCCGUCACCCACAAGGAGCACUACCUGCACGUCCUGCUCCUGACCGAGGCCAAUGUCGGCAAGACGGUCAUUCUCUUCUGCAACCGCACCGCGACGGCGGAUUUCCUGCACCACAUGCUGCGGCUGCUCGACCACCGCGUCACGUCGCUGCACUCGAAGCUGCCGCAGCGCCAGCGCAUCGACAACCUGGCGCGCUUCCGCGCGUCCGCCGCGCGCAUCCUCAUCGCCACCGACGUCGCCGCGCGUGGUCUCGACAUCCCCGAGGUCAGCCUCGUCAUCAACUACGACGUCCCGCGCGAUCCGGACGACUACAUUCACCGCGUCGGCCGUACCGCGCGCGCGGGCCGCGCGGGCGAGGCCGUGACGUUUGUCGGCCAGCGCGACGUCGAGCUCGUGCUCGCCAUUGAGAAGCGCGUGGGCCGCGACAUGGAGGCGUGGGCCGAGGAGGGCGUCAACCUGGAGACGCGCGUGCUGCGCGACGCGCUCAAGACGGUUAGCGAGAAGAAGCGCGAGGCUCUGCUCGAGGUGGAGGAGAACAAGGAGGUUGGCGGCAAGAGGAAGAGGACAAAGCAGAAGCUGCGCGCGGUGUAG
This is a messenger RNA of Beauveria bassiana ARSEF 2860, 1638 nucleotides long. Its product is annotated as DEAD/DEAH box helicase. NCBI's taxonomy places the organism in Eukaryota, Fungi, Ascomycota, Sordariomycetes, Hypocreales, Cordycipitaceae. The record is from RefSeq and is a predicted model, not a curated record. The transcript has a single exon. Bases 1 to 1638 code for a protein of 545 amino acids. Gene Ontology annotation, molecular function: nucleic acid binding; ATP binding; RNA helicase activity.